UGCAGAUCUCGCUCACAUUCGAAUUCAUCGUGCAAGUACAACUACAUACUCUUCGCACACCAUCAUGACGACAAGUGACCUCUUCGCGGCCAUCUCCAAUGGACAACCAGAGCUAGUCCUCACGGCACUCAAGCUCCACGAUGUCUAUGUGAAUGGCACCAAGCUGAUCAACAGGGUCCUGUACACGCCGUUGAUGCUCGCUGCCGAGCUGGGCAAAGCAGACAUCGUCCGGAUUCUCUUGGCGCGGCCAGAGACUCAAGUCAACCGUGUCAUCAAUGCCAAGAAAUCACCGACGCCGUUGCACCUGGCGUCGUUGCAUGGUCAUAUAGACGUUGUGAAAGCUCUCUUGGACAUGCCGCAAGUGGAUGUGAAUGCUACGAUGGAGAGGAAUGUCACUGCGCUCCAAUAUGCUUGUACGAGAGGCCAUGUGGAUGUUGUCGAUGCGUUGUGGCCGUUCGCGAACGAUUUGACCAAACGUCGGAGUUUAAACGCGCUGUUGGAAGGUCGCAAAUACGAGAUGGUGGCGUCGUUUAUUGAAAAACGAGUCGAGUUUGACGUGGCAUUCCAGGGAUCCCUCCUAUUAGAAUACGUGGCACCGUACUUGUCCGCGUCGGGCCUGGUGUACAUGCUGUCCAAGGACCUUCCAAUCAUGACAAUCGAAGAAACCGACUUCGAAGUUCGAGACGAACUUGCCAAGCAACUCGUGGUGGUGGCCAACCCAGACCACCAGUUUUCGUGGGCUGCGUUCUUAGAUCCUUCCGUCGUUCAAGUGAACGACUCGAUCGCCAAGGAAGCCAUCGCGAUGCAAAUUGUGGACUUGUUCGUGGCUAGUAGUACUACUACUAGUAAUACUACUAGUAGCCCUACGGUUCGUCCACUCACACGAGAACAAGUGGUGCGAGCACUGGUAGAUUCCAAGGACAAACACAAUCGGUCUGUUCUGGCCACGGCCGACCAUUCCGUGGCAAUGUACUUGAAGCGUCAGUUGUACUUUGGCCAUCGGUACGAAAUUGCCGACGGCCCGCCAGUCCACCAGAGUGCCACGUCAGUAGUGGUACAAGCCACCGACCACGGCAUGUACAGCCAAGUGUUUGAAGAUUACGCCGACGCUGCCGACGGCGGCGGCUUCUUGAAUGAAGACAAGUUUCUGUCAUGCAUUCAAACCCUCCACAACGUGACCUCGGCUUUGUUGGACGGCAAGGUGACAAUUGACGCCUUUCACGACCUGACGUCGGUCACAGGCACUGAUUGUAUGGACUGGCUUACAUUUCGCAGCUUUUGCGAACAAACGUAUGGCCCCCACGUGCAAGUAGCAAUCAAAUUUGUAAAACAUCAUGCCGACUACUUGAACGAACUUGAGUGCCGACGCGGACUGAGCUGCGACUACGUUGUUGGGUUGGUGCCUAAUCCCAAGAACCUAAGUGUCCUGCACUCCCUUCCCCUCUCAGGCACAUCCAUCGACCUGGCAUCAUAUCCACAUGCCCUCGUCCUCCCCGCAGGCAGCCGCAGCCUUGCCGACAUCUUCCGCCAUGAACGACCCCGUCCAUCCGACACAUGCCGCUAUCUGCGACAAGUGGCUGCGGCCCUUUGGCAUUUGCACAACAAGGGCCUCGUGCAUGGAAACGUGACCAUGGACAACAUCCUGCGAUACAGUCACGUGAAACUGAUCGAUUUGGCCGCGACUACUAAAGUGGGCACGCCAGCUUUGGGCAACGCCAAGUUUACAUCGGGCAUUUUACCUCCUGAAAUGUUUUAUAUGCUUGCCAACGACGCCGAGUACGCGCAAUACGUGUCAUAUUGGCACACCGUCGGUGGUUUCAAGGACGACGACCUGCUGCAGCCGCACUCGAACGUGGUCGUGCGGUCGUUUCGCCAUAUUGUACCCGACGACCAAGACCAUCACAUGAUGCUUCCGUACCAGUUGGUUACGUCGUCGCCGGCGCAGGAUGCAUGGGCGUUGGGGUGUCUGAUGUUUGAGAUGGUCUCGGGCAUGCAACUAGUGCCGACCAAUCGGGAUCAAGAGAUUUUACCCCGCUUUAAACGUAUGGCUGCGACGUGGACGGACCAAGCCCUACACAAGUACAUCCACGAGAGUGUUUUCGAUGACGUGGCUCGGGAGUUGCUGUGCAAGUUGCUCGUGGUGGACCCGUCUCAACGCCUGUCUAUGGACCAAGUUGUAGCCCAUCGAUACUUUGAUGUACAAGUAGCAACAACGAGCGAUGAUAGGACGCGGGAAGGCAUCGUGCGCGCGGCCGCCCAGCGUCACCUCUUGACGUAACCCUAGUCAACAAUAUUAUCAAAACCUUGUCCAAUGAUGUAUGAAGUACUACUGUAAAUAUUAUAUAUAUAUAUAUGUCACUGCCAAGAGACGACUGGAUUACUGUACUGUACAGUACCUUGGGGGUG
Messenger RNA from Aphanomyces astaci, 2406 nucleotides. Its product is annotated as serine/threonine protein kinase. The transcript has 8 exons. Gene Ontology annotation, molecular function: protein binding; ATP binding; protein serine/threonine kinase activity. Gene Ontology annotation, cellular component: cytoplasm; nucleus. NCBI's taxonomy places the organism in Eukaryota, Oomycota, Saprolegniomycetes, Saprolegniales, Verrucalvaceae. The coding region runs from base 65 to 2278 and encodes 737 amino acids. The record is from RefSeq and is a predicted model, not a curated record. Gene Ontology annotation, biological process: mitotic DNA damage checkpoint signaling; protein phosphorylation.